AUUAAAGAACGGUCACAAACGGUUACGGAAUGAACCCUAAAACAAACACAGAUGUUAACGACUGCAAUCUCUUAUACCCCACGAAACAAAAGCUUCUUCCUUGAUCUACUCAGCAGAGCCGCGGCUCUCUCCCACCUUACCCAAACCCACGCUCAAAUCACCAUUCAUGGCUUCCAAAAUGAUCUUGCAUUGGUCACCAAACUCACCCACAAGCUCUCUGAUCUCAGCGCCAUGUGCUACGCGCGUCGCCUCUUUCUCUCCGUCCGAAACCCCGACAUCUUCCUCUUCAACGUCCUUAUUCGUGGCUUCUCCAACAAUGAAUCCUCUCUUUCCUCGAUUUCGCUCUUUACCCACCUCAGGAGAUGCCCGGAUCUCAAGCCCGACAACUUCACUUAUGCCUUCACUAUGGCUUCGUCGUCGAGUCUGGCGGAUGAGAGAGUGGGUCUCAUGCUACAUGGGCAAGUGGUUGUUGCUGGGUAUGGAAUGGAUCUGUUUGUUGGGUCGUCGGUAAUUGAUUUUUACUUCAAAUUUUGGAGGGUGGAAUUAGCACGGAAGGUGUUUGACAGAAUGCCGGACAGAGAUACGGUUUUAUGGAAUACAAUGAUAUCUGGAUUGGCUAAUAAUUGUUUAUUCGAAGAAUCAAUUCGUGUUUUUAUGGAUAUGUUUAAGCGUGGUGCUACACCAUUGGAUUCUAGGACUCUGGCAGCAGUGCUUACAGCUGUGGCAGAGUUGCAAGAGUUGAGAAUUGGGAUGGGGAUUCAAUGUUUGGCCAUGAAGAUUGGUUUACACUCCCAUAUUUUUGUGCUUACAGGCUUCAUUUCAUUGUAUUCUAAGUGUAGGGAGAUUGAGGCUGCAAGUUCAUUGUUUGAAGAGAUUGCAAUGCCAGAUUUGAUAUCUUGCAAUGCAAUGAUUUCUGGGUAUACUUGUAAUGGUAAGACAGAGCUUUCCUUCAGGCUGUUCAAGGAAUUGCUUGCUUCUGGAAAGAAAAUCAAUUCUGCCACUGUUGUAGGAUUGAUACCGGUGUUUUUUCCCUGUCGUUAUUUAUUUCCUACUUGUUGCAUUCAUGGUUUUUGUGCGAAGUUUGGAAUUGUUUCUCAUUCUUCUAUUUCAACUGCUCUGACCACUGUAUAUAGUAGAUUAAAUGAGAUUGAAUCUGCUAAGAAGCUUUUUGAUGAGUCUAGGAAUAAAAGUCUGGCCUCUUGGAAUGCCAUGAUUUCUGGUUACACACAGAAUGGAUUGACAGAGCCAGCAAUUUCUCUUUUCCGGGAAAUGCAGAUAUCAGAAGUAGACCCGAACCCUGUUACAGUUACAUGUAUUCUUUCAGCCUGUGCUCAGCUUGGAGCUCUAAGUUUGGGGAAAUGGGUACAUAGCUUAGUUAAGAGCAAGAAUUUUGAGUCUAACAUAUAUGUCUCAACUGCACUAGUUGACAUGUAUGCAAAAUGUGGAAGCAUUGUGGAGGCUCGGAAAUUAUUUGACUCAAUGGUGAAUAAGAAUGUGGUAACUUGGAAUGCCAUGAUUUCAGGUUAUGGCCUCCAUGGGCAUGGCCAAGAAGCACUUAAAAUCUUUUCUGAGAUGUUGCAUUCUGAUGUUCCACCAACUGCAGUUACUUACCUCUCUCUCUUGUAUGCUUGCAGUCAUGCUGGUUUGGUGAAAGAAGGAGAUGGGAUUUUCCACUCUAUGAUCCAUGAUCAUGGCUUUGAACCUUUACCUGAGCAUUAUGCCUGUAUGGUUGACAUAUUUGGCCGAGCCGGACAGUUAAAGAAAGCCUUGGCAUUUAUAAAUAGAAUGCCAGUAGAGCCAGGUCCUCCUGUUUGGGGCGCGUUACUUGGUGCUUGCAUGAUUCAUAAAGACACUAACUUAGCCCGUGUAGCUUCUGAAAGACUAUUUGAACUGGAUCCAGAAAGUGUAGGACACUAUAUCUUACUCUCUAACAUAUACUCAGCUGAGAGGAACUAUCCACAGGCUGCCUCUAUCCGACAAGUAAUCAAGAGGAGAAAACUGGGAAAGACUCCUGGAUGUACCCUAAUUGAAAUUGGUGAUAGGCCACAUGUCUUUACAUCUGGAGACCAAUCCCAUCCACGGGCCACUGAAAUCUAUGCAAUGCUUGAGAAACUGAUGGGAAAAAUGAGAGAGGCUGGAUUUCAGACUGAAACUGUCACAGCUUUGCAUGAUGUGGAGGAGGAAGAGAAGGAGUUAAUGGUGAAGGUUCAUAGCGAGAAACUGGCUAUUGCUUUUGGCCUCAUAGCCACCGAACCUGGAACUGAAAUUAGGAUCAUUAAGAACCUCCGAGUUUGUUUAGAUUGCCAUAUUGCAACCAAAUUUAUAUCCAAAGUUACAGAGAGAAUCAUUGUGGUCAGGGAUGCUAAUCGAUUCCAUCAUUUUCAAGAUGGCAUCUGUUCUUGCGGAGACUACUGGUGAAACAUUCUUGACUCAAGGGUUCAGAUGAAAAACAAGCGGCGAAGCCUCACAACUUCCUGUGUUUUAUCUGUUGGACCUUCGUGCCUACUUCCAAGAUCAUAAAAAGGAAAUGGUCAUGGAAAGUUGAACAAAUCAGAAGGGAACUUCUUGUGCAGUUACUAAAAUAUGCAGCCUUGUUGAGGCAGAUGUCAACACUGCUUCCUCAUUGAUUCCUUCCCUUCCACUGAGAAGAUCUGUAAUAAAUGACAUGGCCCACAUAUCACCACCAUCAACAGUUUGUCCAUUUGAGUCAUCUGGAAAACAGUUAGGAACAGGCUCUACGGGGUCAAACUGCAAUCAUUCAUUUCAUUGGGAAGGGAUUCAGAAUUCUACUCCCCUAUUCAUGUUUUGCUUAAUAAUUUUUAGCUCCAACAGCAAUUGAUGCCACACUGCGUAGUGUCAGGUCCCUUGGUUUUGAGUACGAAUGGAUCGAUCCUGACCCACAGCAAGGAGAAGAUGGAAGCCAAGAGCACAGACCAUAUAACAACGAUGGUGGGUGUCCUGUUCUGUC
Molecule: messenger RNA, 2968 nt
Organism: Carica papaya (papaya)
Lineage: Eukaryota; Viridiplantae; Streptophyta; Magnoliopsida; Brassicales; Caricaceae
Source: RefSeq, a predicted model, not a curated record